Messenger RNA from Gloeophyllum trabeum ATCC 11539, 1209 nucleotides. RefSeq lists its product as uncharacterized. Bases 1 to 1209 code for a protein of 402 amino acids. The record is from RefSeq and is a predicted model, not a curated record. The transcript has 4 exons. Lineage: Eukaryota; Fungi; Basidiomycota; Agaricomycetes; Gloeophyllales; Gloeophyllaceae.
AUGAAGCUGCUAGCGGACAAGUACAGCGCCCAAUUCCCAGCGCACUCUCCCAGCGUCCGCGUGCCCAACGCGGAGGCGGUUCUGGUUACGGGGACCACGGGCCGGCUAGGGUGUCACAUUCUCGCCACGCUGCUCGCGCAAUCCUCGGUGGCGCGCGUCUUUGCGCUUAACCGAAAGGAUGCAAGGACCCAGCGUGGACUCGAAGCCAGGCAGAAGAUUGCGCUAGAGGACCAAGGCUUGUCGCCGGAGCUAGUGCAUCAUGAAAAGCUUUCGUUGUUGGAGGGCGACGUGGUGUCAUCGCAAUUCGGGCUGGAUGGUGCUAUAUUCAAGGCCAUGCAAGAAUCGGUGACUUGCAUUAUUCACAACGCCUGGCGCGUAGAUUUCAAUGUGUCCCUCAGCUCCAUGGAGCCUAUGGUCGCGGGGACUCGCAACCUACUCGACUUCGCUCUGUCCUCGAAAUUCACUUCCCCGCCCAAGUUCCUCUUCGUGAGCUCACUAAGCGUGUACAGGAACUGGACUCGUGGACCUGCGCCCGAAGAGCCUAUUCCCGACCCCGUAAUCGCCCAAGGCUCUGGGUACAGUGAAUCAAAGUGGGUUGGAGAGAAGAUCCUCCUCAAGGCUGCGGAGACAACUCCGCUCUCGCCGAGUAUAGUGCGUGUUGGCCAGAUCUCUGGUGGGAAGAACGGGGCGUGGAGUACGGUAGAGUGGUUCCCCUCUCUUGUCCGUGCAGGAGAGGUUGUCGGAUGUCUCCCGAUUGUGGCGGGGCAUGUAUCAUGGCUUCCAGCGGACGUCGCCGGUGCAAGCUUGGUGGAAAUGCGCCGCUCCUCGGCGCCGAUUUUACACCUUGCUCACCCCAAACCCGUUCCGUGGUCGACCGUAUUGAAGCCCUUGUCAGAGAAGAUGGGGGUACCGCUCGUUCCGUACUCGGACUGGCUUGCUAAGCUCGAGGCUACCAUCAGCAGCCACGCGCACGUCGCGGUGGCACAGGCUACUGGCAAUCCUGCGUUGCGUAAUAUGGACUUCUUCCGUGGUGCAGAGAAGACGUCGACCGACCGCGAGCUCGAGGCGAUGGGCUUCCCGCGUUUAGUCGUGGAGGUCGCGAAGAGGGAGGCUCCGUCUUUGCAGAAAGUGACGGCAUUGGGUGCGGACGAUGUUGACAGAUGGUUAUCUUACUGGAGGGCAGUCGGCUUCCUCCAGAAGGAGCACUGA